Molecule: messenger RNA, 2906 nt
Organism: Hevea brasiliensis (rubber tree)
Lineage: Eukaryota; Viridiplantae; Streptophyta; Magnoliopsida; Malpighiales; Euphorbiaceae
Exons: 15
Coding region: 188-2695 (835 amino acids)
Biological process (GO): RNA methylation
Molecular function (GO): RNA binding; tRNA (cytidine-N5)-methyltransferase activity
Source: RefSeq, a predicted model, not a curated record
UAUAUUGGAUGAAACAAAAAACAAAAAAACAAAAACCUAGCAGGUGCCGCCACUACUAGUAUUAGCACCUUGCACGAACCCGACUCCAUCGCAGCUUUUGGGUUGGCGUCACGAAAAGGACUAGCACAGAGCAGCGGCGAGGAACUACACAACCAUAGUCCAAAGAGCAUCCAAGAAGAGAAGCGAAAUGGGCGGCGGCAGAGGAAGAGGAAACAGGUCCCGAACUCAAAGAAAGCAUUUCCGCGAUGGCCGAGAGAACGUUUGGAAACGCGCCAAAUCUCACUCUUCCUCUGAUCCCAACAACACUAGCACCGAUAAUCCUACUUGGCAGCCCUUCGCCACUCAAAACCAGGCCUUCGAUGAAUACUACAAGGAGCAAGGGAUAGUGGCACCGGAAGAGUGGGACACCUUUGUAGAAGUUCUUCGAACACCGUUGCCUGCUGCUUUCAGAAUCAAUUCUAGUAGCCAAUUUUGUGCAGAUAUUAGAUCUCAGUUAGAGGAUGACUUUAUGAAAUCUCUUAAAGCUGAAUUCACUGAUGGUGGUGAAGUGGAGGCUAUCAGACCGUUGCCUUGGUAUCCUGAUAAUCUUGCUUGGCAUUCAAAUUUUUCUCGAAUGCAGCUAAGGAAGAACCAAACCCUUGAGAGGUUUCAUGAGUUCUUAAAGCUGGAAAAUGAAAUUGGAAACAUCACAAGACAGGAGGCUGUCAGCAUGGUACCUCCUCUCUUCUUGGACGUAUGUCAAAAUCAUUUUGUACUUGAUAUGUGUGCUGCACCAGGUUCAAAAACAUUUCAGUUGCUGGAGAUUAUAUAUCAAUCAACAAAAGCAGGAUCACUGCCUGAUGGAAUGGUUAUAGCAAAUGACCUUGAUGUCCAAAGAUGUAAUCUUCUGAUCCACCAAACGAAAAGAAUGUGCACUGCUAACUUAAUAGUCACAAAUAAUGAAGCCCAACAUUUCCCUGGUUGCCGCGCAAACAAAAAUUUCCCUAAGGCUUCUGAGAUUGAAUUACAGCCCCCCAUUAGUCAACUUCUUUUUGAUCGCGUCUUGUGUGAUGUUCCUUGCAGUGGAGAUGGCACGCUUCGCAAGGCUCCUGAUCUGUGGAGGAAAUGGAAUUCAGGGAUGGGCAAUGGGCUUCAUAAUCUACAAAUUCAGAUAGCAAUGCGAGGCUUAUCCUUACUUAAAGUUGGUGGAAGAAUGGUUUACUCAACCUGCUCAAUGAAUCCAGUUGAAAAUGAGGCUGUUGUUGCUGAGAUUUUACGGAGAUGUGGAGGGUCUGUUGAGCUAGUUGAUGUCUCCAAAGAGCUUCCUCAACUCGUUCGUCGGCCAGGUCUAAGGAAAUGGAAGGUGCGUGAUAAGGGUAUUUGGUUAUUUUCACACAAAGAUGUCUCCAAAUUCCGAAGAUUUGGGAUUCUUCCCAGUAUGUUUCCUUCUGGAAGAACCUAUGUUGCCCCAACAGAUGGAGAUCAUAAGCAUGAGAAUGGUGCUAAUAUGAAUUCUGAAGAUGAACUAAUGGAGGAUCCUAUGACUUCAACAGAGGAUUUGAAUGAAGAAGUUUCUGAUCUCCCUCUAGAGCGUUGCAUGAGGAUAGUACCUCAUGAUCAGAACAGUGGGGCCUUUUUCAUCGCUGUCCUUCGCAAACUCUCUCCUUUGCCAGUCAUUCAGGAGAAACCCAGUCGGCGUGGAAAUUUGUUGACUAAAAAAGAUGAACUACAAGAAAAAUUAUCAGAACAGGUUACUGAAUGUAAUAAUGGAGUGGAGCUAAAUUCAGAAGAUGCUGCAUCUGAAAAUUUUUCUGAAGCAGCUUCAGAGGCUGAUUUAAUUGAGAAAGAAACAGACAAGGCUACUUUAGAGCCUGAUCCUUGUAACACUGAUGAUGAAAAUGAUUCAGAGGAAGCCCAUUUGUUGGUUGAUGGGGAGAUUCCAUCUGGGAAGGCUGUAGGGAAGAGAAAGUUGCAAAUUCAAGGCAAAUGGAAAGGAGUUGACCCGGUGAUUUUCUUCAAAGAUGAAGCCAUUAUCAAUAGCAUAAAGGCAUUCUAUGGUAUUGAUGAGUCAUUUCCAUUCAAUGGUCACCUAAUCUCAAGAAACAAUGAUAACAAUCAUGUGAAGAGAAUUUACUACAUUUCAAAGUCAGUCAAGGAUGUUCUAGAGCUGAAUCUCCUUGUUGGCCAGCAACUUAAGAUAUCUUCAGUUGGCCUUAAGAUGUUUGAGCGACAAACAUCAAGAGAAGGUACAACUGCACCAUGUUCAUUUCGGAUAUCGUCUGAAGGAUUGCCAGUGAUUCUUCCUCACAUCACCAAACAGAUCUUAUAUUCCUCUCCAGUAGACUUCAAGCAUCUUUUGCAGUAUAAAGCUGUCAAAUUCAUGGACUUUGUUGAUACUGAGUUUGGGGAGAAGGCAUCAAAGCUUAUGAUGGGUUGCUGUGUGAUAGUUUUAAGAGAUGCCAAAACUUUGUCAGAUCCUAUCCAGUUGGAUGCUUCAACAAUAGCCAUUGGCUGCUGGAAGGGUAGGGCCAGUUUGAGUGUGAUGGUCGCAGCAAUAGACUGUCAAGAACUGCUCGAAAGGCUUUCAGCGCGUAUGGAGACUGAAAGGUGCUCUUCUUUGCAAGAAAACAAUGUUGAGGCUGACGACGUGCAGGAUAUGAAUGAAAUUGAAAAAGUUGAGGAAUCUGAGACAGCUGAAGAAGCUACAAAUGGAUGAAGUUAUUGUAAAUUCUAAGUUUUUAUGCUAAUUUACGUGCAUUAGGCUUUUGGCGUACUGACACAGCAGAGUACUGCUUUCUUCCGGCCCUAUUUUGGAUCAAAAUCUUACAAUAUUCUUGGUCUUUUCUUUUGUGGAAAUGACCAAACAUUUUUGUUGUAAUUGGCAACUCUAAAUUUGAUAUUGAGUUGAAAAUAUUUGCUGCUAAAAA